AUGGAAGGGAAAGAUGAACGGACGGUGCCACAAAAGGAUCGUAUGUAUCCAAACAACUCGAACGGAUAUGUUACCGGCCAAGGACGUUCCGCCGCGACGGUGAUAACGUCCCCGACGACCGCAAGAAAUCCACACCAACGAGAAAAAUCUGCUCAUAUCCGUGAUAUGAUACAAAAAAUAAAUCCGUGCAGAGGAUUCACUCAAAGUGGUCGAUCUCAUUGCACCUAGGACACGGUCUUUGGACUACAGCUACGAUACCCACUUUAUUCUGAGCUCGUCAAGCCGCAACUGGAUGGACUGAGCGCAGAUAAACGAUGUGAAGGACCGUAA
This is a messenger RNA of Caenorhabditis auriculariae, 330 nucleotides long. The record is from the annotation of a GenBank genome assembly. Lineage: Eukaryota; Metazoa; Nematoda; Chromadorea; Rhabditida; Rhabditidae.